AUGUCCUACAGACAGAGGCAACAGCAGCAGUACCUAGUGCUGAAGCAGAAAUACGUUGGAUUGGGUAAAGAGAACACAACACAGGAGGAAUGGCAGACCAAUGUCCACAGGGAUACUUACAACACUCUACAAGGUCAUUCGGCUCUAUUAGAAUAUGUAACUCUGGCGAAAGGCGGCCUCAGCAAGCGUUCAGAGAAGAUACAGCUGAUCAAAAAGAUGGCUCAGACAACGACAUCUGUGCGGUCUGAAUAA
This is a messenger RNA of Torulaspora delbrueckii, 252 nucleotides long. RefSeq names its product U2 snRNP complex subunit YSF3 (gene YSF3). The record is from RefSeq and is a predicted model, not a curated record. The transcript is spliced from 2 exons. Gene Ontology annotation, cellular component: U2 snRNP; precatalytic spliceosome. NCBI's taxonomy places the organism in Eukaryota, Fungi, Ascomycota, Saccharomycetes, Saccharomycetales, Saccharomycetaceae. Gene Ontology annotation, biological process: mRNA splicing, via spliceosome. The coding region runs from base 1 to 252 and encodes 83 amino acids.